This is a messenger RNA of Centropristis striata (black sea bass), 2485 nucleotides long. RefSeq names its product growth arrest-specific 7b (gene gas7b). Gene Ontology annotation, molecular function: actin filament binding. Bases 86 to 1510 code for a protein of 474 amino acids. Lineage: Eukaryota; Metazoa; Chordata; Actinopteri; Perciformes; Serranidae. The record is from RefSeq and is a predicted model, not a curated record. Gene Ontology annotation, biological process: neuron projection morphogenesis; actin filament polymerization. Gene Ontology annotation, cellular component: actin filament; cytoplasm; plasma membrane. The transcript is spliced from 14 exons.
AGUAGCGGAGCGGAGCGGCGGACAAGAACCUGUUCAACUUCACACGAGUUCGAGUCCGCUUUGAACUGCGCACUCACACGGACUCAUGGCGGGAUCGUACUGUAAAAGUUUGUACCCGUUCAGCGGGGAGCAGCACCAGCAGGGACUGAGCUUCGAGGUCGGGGAAAUUAUCAAGGUGGUCCAGGCCCUUCCUGGAGGCUGGUGGGAGGGGGAGAGGGAUGGAGCCAGAGGAUGGUUCCCCUCCAGUUAUGUCCAGGUCCUGGAGAGGACAGCAUCUCUGAGUCAGCUCCCUGUUGAGGACCUCAGAGACCCCCUGCCUCCUCAGUGGAGAUGCUACAUGUCUCCACAAGGGCGGCGAUACUACGUCAACACCACAAACAAUGAGACAACAUGGGAGAGACCGUCCAGCGUUCCUGGGACCCCCAAGACCUCCCACCGACACAAGAACUCCCUGCCCACAGUGAAUGGAUUUCAUUCAGGUGGUAGUCCCUUGCAUCAUGUGGAACAUUCACACAACAGUCUGGUUAGAAAGAGCAGUACAGAGCCACAGAGCCCGGGAUCAACGUCACCCAACAGGAAACACAACAAGGAGACCACGUUCACGAUGAACUGUGUGACGUUCCCGACUCUUUCAUGCAUGCCGGAGCAGCAGUUGCUGAAACCAAACGAAUGGAGCUACUGUGACUACUUCUGGGCUGAUAAGAAGGAUCCCCAGGGCAACUGCUGCAUCACAGGAUUUGAGGUUUUGCUGCAAAAACAGCUGAAAGGGAAACAAAUGCAGAAAGAGAUGGCAGAGUUCAUACGAGAAAGGAUAAAGAUAGAAGACGAGUAUGCCAAGAAUCUCUCCAAGCUGUCCCAGAUCCCUUUAGCAAGCCAGGAAGAAGGGACUCUGGGGGAGGCUUGGGCCCAGCUGAAGAAGAGCCUGGCAGACGAAGCUGAGGUUCACCUAAAGUUCUCCUCAAAGCUCCAGAGUGAAGUGGAGAAGCCUUUCCUGUCCUUCAGAGAGAACUUUAAGAAGGACAUGAAGAGGUUCGACCAUCACAUCGCCGACCUACGGAAGCAGCUGGUUGGACGCUAUGCAGCCGUGGAGAAGGCUCGUAAAGCUCUGGCUGACAGGCAGAAAGAGUUGGAGUUAAAGACUCAGCAGCUGGAGCUCAAACUCAGCAACAAGAUUGAAGAAGACAUCAAAAAGGCCCGCAGGAAAUCCACACAAGCAGGAGACGAUCUGAUGCGCUGUGUUGAUCUUUAUAACCAGUCUCAGUCCAAAUGGUUUGAGGAGAUGGUCACCACAAGUCUGGAGCUGGAGCGGCUGGAGGUGGAGCGGGUGGAGAUGAUCCGACAGCAUCUGUGUCAGUACACCACCCUUCGACACGAAACGGACAUGUUCAACCAAAGUACGAUGGAGCCGGUGGACCAGCUGCUGCAGUGUGUGGACCCGGCCAAAGACCGAGAGCUGUGGGUGCGGGAGAAUAAGACUGGAGAGAUCAGACCAGUGGACAUAGAGAUCUGAGCUCAGAGCUGCUGGCUCACAUUCACACAGAGAGACUAUAAGCCUGAGAACUGACUCGGAGAUGAAAUCUGUGCUGGGAUCUCCACUCCCCCCACUCCUCCACUGGUGACUCCUCCAGACUGACGGUGCUCAGUCGGAGCCCACUGACUCUCCACGUCCUGACGGCGUCCUGCUGAGGCUGAUGUCGGUGGUGGGGGCGUGUUGUCAGAAUCCUCAGCGACGAAUGAAUGAAGAUGUCAGAUUGUGACGGGUCGUAGUCGUGCGAGCUGGUGCAUCAAACGGGAACUAUGAUGAGUGUGAAUUUUGAGGCAAAAGGUGAGACGAAUGAUCAGGAUCCUCCCACAGUUUAAUAGUUUUAUGUCAUGCAGCAGCGUGAAGCUGCAGGUUGUUUGUGCUUUUGCUCGGUGAGGUCAUUCUCCAACUUGACAACAUGUGACUUCUGCAAGUUAUUAGCAAAAAAUGAUUUAACAGAUGCUGCUACGCUAAGUGCGUUCUGACCUAAGAGUGAUAUUACUGUGUACCAAAGUAAGAAGUAUUUUAAUACUAAUAUACACCGUGUGCAGAUAUUGACUGUUUGCUUAGCCCCCCUCCACCACUACAUCUUUUGGUAACACUUUAUAUUAAGGUAUUCAACAUUAAUUAGUUGCUUAUUAGCAUGCAAAUUAUACUUUAGUAUGGGGAACGUAUUCUCAGUAACAAAGACUUAAUUUAGAGUUAUUUGGACUCUAUUAACACUUGCAGUUUUGUGUUUUAUUAUGUAAGAACAGAUCAUAUUCAUUGAGUGUUAUUAACCCUCAAGGCAUCUUUAAAAUUAACUCACACUCAAUCGCAUAAACAUGUCAAAUAUAAAUAUUUUUUUUCACUUUCACCACAUCAAACCUUCCGAUCUAACCAUAGAUUAUAAAAUAUAUGUAAUUUUUUUUGCAUUUUUUGAUUUUAUGGCCUUUUUGUCAUAAGAAACCCUGAUUUUCUCAA